CAUGGCGUCUGAUAGGAAAGUCUGUUUCUAGAUCGGUUUUAUAAAGUAUUUAUUUGAUUUUAUGACAUCAAAUUGGGCGAAGGCUUAUUGUAAAAGCCGCAAACAUUUUCUAGAUUUUUGCAUUGAUGGUAAUGCAUGCAAGGAAAACGCAACGGAUGAGCGAUGGGUACUUCGAGAAGCACCAAACCCAUCCCUAUCAGAAUUCAAAGUAUUCAUCAUCAAAAAGCUACGGUCCAAACAAUGAAAGGUACGAAAAAUUCCGCAACUCCCCCAAUGGCACCUACAGAUCAGACAGUCCGGAAACGCAAUCGCCUAGAGACAGGGAACGUCCUUACCAAUCGAAGGGUUCCUAUUUACAGAAAAUGCGCGAAAAGGAGAGAGAGAAUAGAGACUAUAAAAUGUCGCGGGACAAGUAUUUGGACUUGUCCAGAUCGCCCAAAGACAAAAGGAGUCGGGACUCGGACCAUAGAACCAAUAAUAGCGAUAGGAAUGAUGACAAGAGCAUUUUGCAUCCCUUAAAAGCCGGGCAGUUAUCUUCCAGGGAUCGAAAACCUAUGCACAACAAUUGUGUGGAUAAGAGAGACGACAGAGACAGAGUGCUGAAAGUUGGUGACUGGUCGGAACAUGUCAGUUCUUCAGGCAAAAAGUAUUAUUACAAUUGCAAGACCGAAGUGUCACAAUGGGAAAAACCUAGAGAAUGGAUUGAGAGGGAAAGGGACCGAGACAGGUUCAGAGGAAGAGACAGGGAAAGAGAUGACAGGUAUAGGGACAGUUCCAGUAGAUCAAGUAUGCGUCAUGAAAAACAUUCCAACUCUAGGGGCUCAAAUGGCAGUGGCAGCAGUAAAGACACUACGCGACAUUGGAGCAAUAACAGUAGCUCGAAUAGGGAAGCCCCAGAAGGGUCCAAUAAGGAAUCUAUAUCUGAUUGGGCUUCGAGUUCAAGAAGACAUUCAAAUCCUGACAGUUCAGUGCAAUCGGUAGCUUCAUCAGCCGCCCAAGAUAUGGAUAUAUCACCAGGAGAUAGUACACCCACCUCUGAGGUAUCUUAUGGCACAAGCUCCACACACCAAACACCAAUGGUUGUGGAACAACCAGUUAUGGGUCCAGUGCUGUUGGCCAACGCCCUACCGCGGUUAUCAUCGCAUCCGACGAGUACACCCUCAGCCACGCCCAUCCUUCUAACGCCACCCAGUUUACUAUCGACACCUAGUUUAUUUACCAUGGCGUCGCCGCUAAUAAAUACUACUAGCAUGAGUAGCGGUUCGCCUACCCAAAUUGUGUAUAUGGCGUCUCAGGGUAGUAUAAAUGCACCCGGCCCACCGCAAGGAGAAAUUAAGAAACCCGAAUCUUUGACUAUAGAUACAAGCCAGGCUAUGUCGGUCGAUGGACCACCUACGCCUACCCAUUCAGAAGUACCUGAUUGUGCUAAAGUUGUUACAGCGCCAACGGGUAGUCCGCCAGCAGGAGGUUUACCUCCGAUGCAGGGCGUGUCCAGUUCACUGCCAGCUUCGCUACGGCCUCAAGGUCCCACCAUCACACCGACGUUGGCCAAAAUGGCCAAUUACCACAGGGACGAUUUAGUGAACCACGUGCGAGGGUGGCCCGCCGAUAUUCUCGAAAAACCGAUGCAGAAGCUGGCAGAAGAAACGUAUUUUACGCAUAGCAUACAAUGUUCCAAAGUCUCGGCGGAUUUGAAGUCUGCAAGGUCCGUGGUAAGACUGACCGAGAUUCAAGCGACGUUACAAGAACAAAGAAAAUUGUUUUUACGUCUACAGAUAAAAGAGCUGGAAGAACUCAAGUCUCAAAAUUCGUUCAUGUCCGAUGAUCCUUAGUGUCACCGAAACUAGUCGAUUAAAACCAAUUCUAUUUUUUUUCUGUGCUAAACGUUGCGUUUGUCUAGGGAAUCGUCGUUUUAUUGCAAGUUGUUUGUUUGUUUUUUGUUGGUGUACGUUGUAGGGCCGGACAGGUAUUGUUGAUGGGACGCAGUACACGAAUUUUAAUUUUUGGUCACCCCCCUGUGAGUAUUAUAGUACAAUUUCCUAGAGCUAUUGUCCAUGAGCAUCCAACGCCAAAAAAACAAAAUGAACAAUAAAGUUUUGUUUCUAAGGGGAAUUAUUCAGUGGUAUAAAGAUUUUUUGUUUUUUGACUAGACCCCAGAGAUGGAUUUAAUUGAGAUUGCAGUUUUGGAUUUUUUUUUUAUUUUGGAUAAUUCCCAUUUAAAAAGAAACCAAUUCCUGUUUAAUUGUAAAUUUAUUAUCUGUAUAUUUUUGGUAAUUAUUUAUAACACUUUCGUAAUUUUUUAGGUUGAAACACUGUUGUAUGUAUAUAUAGGUAUAAAUAUUUUCUAACCUCAAGCUUGAUAAUUUUUGUCUUCACAUUCAUUAUAGGAUUUCUAGACUUGUCCGCCCUAAAGGAAAAUAAUCAUUUAUGCGGUGUAAUAAAUUAUAUUUUUUUAAAAAUUGUCUCAAAUUAUUCAUUCUCGUGACUCCUCUAUUGUGGAAAUUUUUUGUUCUCUGUAUAGCUAACCAAUUGAAGACUAUCUGUGAACUUUGCAAGAUUUGAGAUUCUUGAAAUUCAACUUUGUUCAAAGAUUGACUGUUUCUUUAAUUGUUGUACUAUAAAUAAAUUUUAAUUGCAUUUUUUUUUCCAAGUAAAAUUCCAAUUUCUGUUAGGUUUUUUUUUUAUUUCUUCUGUACUCUUUAUGCAUUUACUAUUCAAGAAUUCUUAAAAGUUCCCAUUGCGUCGUCUCAAAUAUUGCAUAAGUGAAAGUGAAGUGACUGUAUUAUAUCGGUUUUAUGUUUUAGAUUUAUAGGUAAAUUAAUAAUUACAAUAUAGAUUUAUAGAUUUUGUUACUGUGUAUAAUUUGGAUUUUGCUACCUUCUACGGCGAUUUUUCCAAAAUUGAUUGUUUUCCC
Molecule: messenger RNA, 2914 nt
Organism: Ceutorhynchus assimilis (cabbage seed weevil)
Lineage: Eukaryota; Metazoa; Arthropoda; Insecta; Coleoptera; Curculionidae
Source: the annotation of a GenBank genome assembly